Cyprinodon tularosa is the source of this 1463-nucleotide messenger RNA. RefSeq names its product endophilin-A3-like. The record is from RefSeq and is a predicted model, not a curated record. Gene Ontology annotation, cellular component: cytoplasm. Gene Ontology annotation, molecular function: protein binding. Lineage: Eukaryota; Metazoa; Chordata; Actinopteri; Cyprinodontiformes; Cyprinodontidae. Bases 158 to 403 code for a protein of 81 amino acids. The transcript has 3 exons.
UUACAGUGUUCUGCUUCCGGUCCUCAUUUCCGGUCCUGUUCUGGUUGAAGAGGUGUGGACAGGUUGCCGUGGAGACAGACACCCUGCGGGGCCAGAAAGCAUCUCAGACGGGCUGCAGGCUGCCUGGAGCCCGGCCGGCCGGCCUGCAGCAGUCAACAUGUCCGUCUCCGGAAUGAAAAAGCAGCUCCACAAAGCCAGUCAGCUCCUGAACGAGCGCCUGAUGGGAGCCGAAGGAACCAAACUGGAUGAAGAUUUCCUGAAGAUGGAGAAGACGAUCGCAGUUAUCAACCUGCUGCUGGCUGAACUCCUGUCCAGAACCACAGAGUUCCUGCAGCCAAACCCAGGUACCGGGUCCAUGGAGAGGCCCGACCAGCAUCCAGCUCACAGGCCAACAAACAUCUGAACUUGUGUGAAGUCAGAAAUAUCGGAACGGACCCAAUAAAUAGGCUGAAUCUCAAACUCUCCCCUAACAUCUAAAGGCUGAUUUAUACUUCAAAACCAGGUCGCCUGCGUGUGUGUCGUAGUAAACGAAAAUGUGCCCCCGCCCCUUCCGCACACACUCCGCACCUCUCCCAAAUUGUAGGUUGACUGCAGACAGGAGGCCUCUGAUUGGUCAAAUUUGCAUCCUCUCUACACUAUACGUAUUUCCUGUUUGGUACCUUACCGGCUUGUUUUGUUUGUGUGACCGCCAUUGUGGAAAACGACUCGUGAAGAUGGACCAGCUAGAAGAGCGAGGUGCGCGAGAACAUUUUCACCCUCAUUUCCCUCCGUUUUCGCACAAACUUGCUUUCGUUAUUGUCCGUGGGGACGCAGCCCUGAGGGUAGCCUGUGUUUAUGGUGAUGACAGCAGAGGUGUUCUGUCCGACCCGGACUGUAUGAGGUCUGACGAUCUCCCUCUGAAGGGGAUCAAAUAAAACAAUUUCAAAGAGGACCUUCCAUUUAGGGAUUAAUUAUAUCUUUUUUCUUAUCCCUAUAUUGUGAUUUUCUGUGAGUGUGAUGAAGCAGACCGGCGGAACUUACAUUUCAAUGCACGUUUUUCCUCCGCAACCAGUUCGCUGUUACACCUGCAACCAAAUUCCUCACUGAUCCACACUCACUAUUUAAGGGCUGAACGCUCCACUCGCCCUACCAACUACGUGGUUUGGGACAGCCCUUAAUGUGACGUUCCCUCCGCGGGAACCCGCAAACAGAGGGUUAGGGUUUAGGGCUAGUGUUUAGGGACCGGUUUGGGAUUGGGUCAAACUCACAUGCAGUUUCAUUUAAAACAUUAACUAUUCUCCGCUCACAUUUGAAAUGUUUCAGCACCACCAGACCUGAUAUGUCUCAUGAGUCUUUGCCUCUUCUCUUGCUCUCUUCGCACCUGUAGCCUCUCUCCUACUCAAAUGUUUCUGCUGGGUGUGACAACUAUGGUUAGUUUGAGGAUCGUUUCCACUGCCUGUGAUUGGCUGCCUUUCAGGAAGCGC